Daucus carota subsp. sativus is the source of this 2058-nucleotide messenger RNA. RefSeq lists its product as uncharacterized. The record is from RefSeq and is a predicted model, not a curated record. Gene Ontology annotation, molecular function: acid phosphatase activity; inositol phosphate phosphatase activity. Lineage: Eukaryota; Viridiplantae; Streptophyta; Magnoliopsida; Apiales; Apiaceae. Bases 218 to 1693 code for a protein of 491 amino acids. The transcript has 11 exons.
UUCACCGAACCGUGUACACCCCUACUCUAAAGUGAACACGUCUCAUGUUAGUUAUUCUCUUUUUCUUAUAUUUCUGACACGAUCACAUCCUCAUUUCUUCUUCCCGAAGUGUUCUGUUGUGUUGUGUUUUUAGGGCAGCAAGCAUAUAUACACACAAUCUACAUACAAAGCCAAUCAUCCUAAUUCAUCUCGUGUUGUCUUGGAUCCAUCAUCUAAAAUGUCGUUAGUAUUUCUCAUUCUGUUACUAUGUAGUGCACUGCCGGCUCACCUAGCCUUUGAUGUUCGCCAUCAUCUCGCUACUGUAACUAGGUACGACGUUGUCAAAGAUAUUGUAGACAAGUCAUUUACGCCGUCUAAUAUUCCCGAUCAGUGUUCUCCAAUUCAUCUGAAUUUGCUGGCACGGCAUGGAACCCGAGCACCUACGAAGAAAAAGUUGAGAUCAUUGGAAGCUUUAUCUCUUCGAUUGGAAACUCUUCUACAAGCUGCAAAAGAACAGAAACGAUCAUUGCAGAAAAUUCCAUCCUGGAUUGAUGGUUGGAAAUCACCCUGGAAGGGCAAGGUCAAGGGUGGAGAAUUGAUUAGUGAAGGAGAAACUGAACUUUAUAAUCUCGGGAUCAGAAUUAGAGAAAGCUUCGCUGAGCUUUUUAGUGAUGAUUAUCACCCAGAUGUAUACACAAUUAAGGCAACUCAGAUCCCUCGAGCGUCAGCUAGUGCCGUGGCAUUUGGCAUGGGACUUUUUAGCGGGAUAGGAAACCUUGGACCAGGACGUCAUCGAGCUUUUGCAAUUAGCAGUGAGAGUCGUGCAAGUGAUACAAUGUUGAGAUUUCACGAUUGUUGUCAGAACUAUAAGUCUUUCAGAAAAAGUAGGGAACCUGGUGUUGAUAAGCUUAAGAGGCCUGUCUUGGAUGAGGUUACCAAUUCGUUAGUGCUGCGGUACGGGCUAAAUUUUACAAGGCAUGAUACUUCUUCUCUCUGGUUUCUUUGCAAGCAGGAGGCAUCUCUUCUUAGCAAACCUGAUCAAGCUUGUGCCAUGUUUAGUCCUUCCGAGGUUGCUUUAUUGGAGUGGACAGACGAUCUGGAGUCGUUCAUAUUGAAAGGUUAUGGUAAUGCACUGAAUUACAGAAUGGGAGUGCCUUUACUUGAAGACGUCGUUCAAUCCAUGGAGCAGGCCAUUAAAUCUAAAGAAGAAAAACAAGCUCCGGGGAGCUAUGAAAAAGCUAGGCUUCGGUUUGCUCAUGCAGAGACAUUGCUGCCUUUCUCAUGUUUAAUAGGCCUUUUUCUGGAAGGAUCUGAAUUUGAACAAAUUCGUCAAGAACAAGCCUUGCAACUCCCUCUAAAACCUCCUCACUCGAGAAAGUGGAGAGGCAGCAUAGUUGCACCCUUUGGUGGAAAUAAUAUGCUAGUUUUGUAUAGUUGUCCAGCUAACAACUCGAGCAAAUACUUGGUGCAAGUACUGCACAACGAACAUCCUGUUCCUCUGCCUGGCUGUGAUAAUUCUAAUAUUUGUCCAUUUGAAGUUUUCAAGGAAAGAAUAGUUGCUCCCCAUCUGAAGCAUGAUUACAAUCAAGUCUGCAAUGCACUAUCUGAAGAAGCUUCAGAGCAAAAUUUUCUGUUCUUUAAGCUGAAACAGAUGUUCAGUUGGCUAUUCUCUCCGAAGAAUAGUGGUAAACAGAACCACAAUGUUGAGCUAUAGUUUGUUGAUAGGAGAGCUCAGAGCAGUAUCUUACAUCUACAGUUUUUCUUCUCUUGCAAGGAUUGUAUCAUUAAGUCAAUUUCAGCUAGCUCACACCCUCAUUCGUAAAGAACACUCAUAUGUAUCAUGGCAGUGGUACUAUCUAUAAGCGGAACCAGCUUUUGACACGCCUAGUUUAAGAUGUGACACUUUCAAGAACUAUGUAGGUCAGUGUAGGUUUUCGCUGUCAUGCUUGUACCAAGGGGCGAUGGACCCAGAUGAGUUGGUCCAUACUUGUGUACUUUACAAUGUACUUUUUGCUGAACAAGUUUAAUUGUAUUGUAGUUAUCAGGAUACUUUUAAUAUACUCACCAUCCCAUUUUACA